UGUUUUUUAAAAUCGCGGAAGUGUAGAUACACAGUUGUGUGUCGUACAGAGUGCACAGUUGUAUGUAUUUGUAAGUGUUUUACAUUCCUUCUAAAAAGACCUUAAGGUUGAACGUUUUCUCUCGGACGUAAAAAUGGAGGACGACGCUCCUGUCAUUUACGGUCUCGAGUUUCAGGCUCGGGCAAUGACUGCACAGACAGCUGAAACCGACGCCAUUCGCUUUCUUGUGGGAACACAGUCUCUGAAAUUUGACAACCAGAUUCACAUCAUUGACUUUGAUGAUGAGAAUAACAUCAUUAAUAAGAAUGUCCUCCUGCACCAAGCUGGGGAGAUAUGGCACAUUGGAGCCAGUCCUGCAGAUAAGGCUGUUCUUACCACCUGCUACAACAAAACCAGCGACAGCAGAGUCGUUUCCUGUGCGGCAGUAUGGCGGAUGCCGACCGACUGGGAAACAGGUAGCCACGAGUCACCCGAUGACACCACCCACAACCCGCAAACCCUGGAGCUACUCUGUCACCUUGACGACAGUGCCCAUGGAAACGCAGCCUGUGUGCUGUGGGAACCCAUGGGAGACGGCAAGCGUGUGAUUUCGUUGGCUGAUAACCAUGCACUGCUGUGGGACCUGCAAGAGAGCUCUACACAGUCCAAGCUCUCUAGCACCGCUACACUGGAGGGCAAAGGUCAGCUGAAGUUCACCUCAGGGAAGUGGAGUCCGCACCAUAACUGCAGCCAGCUCGCCACGGCCAACGACACGGCCAUCAGAGGCUGGGACCUUCGCACCAUGAGUCAGAUCUACUGCAUAGAGAACGCUCAUGGGCAGCUGGUGCGUGACCUGGACUUCAACCCCAACCGUCAGUACUACCUGGCCAGCUGUGGAGAUGACUGCAAGGUCAAGUUCUGGGACGUCCGCAACGUCCAGGAGCCCGUCAAGACCCUGGAGGAGCAUUCCCACUGGGUGUGGAGCGUCCGCUACAACCACAGCCACGACCAGCUGGUGUUGACGGCCAGCAGCGACAGUCGACUCAUCCUGUCCAACAUGGUGUCCAUCUCCUCGGAACCCUUUGGACAUUUAGUGGACGACGAGGACCUGAGUGACGGGGAGGACAACCACCAGGACGACAAGAGUAAGGAGCCGCUGAAGGACAGCGUGGUCUCCACCUACGAGGAGCAUGAGGACAGUGUGUACGCCGCCGAGUGGUCAUCAGCUGACCCCUGGCUCUUCGCCUCGCUCAGCUACGAUGGACGUCUCGUCAUCAACAGGGUCCCACGAGCCCUCAAAUACCGCAUCCUGCUCUGAGGCGGGGGAGGAGGGGGAGGGAGAGAGGGAGGGGGGGUGUGUUGUUGUACAGUUAGAAGGUGAAAGAGACGACCAGCGCCUCCUUCAGUCAGAUUUUGUUUCCCACAGUGUGUAAAUAUAAGAAACUACGAUUGAAGACGUUGUCGAUAAAUGUCUGCGUUAAUAUAUAUAAAAUACAAAAAAAAA
Molecule: messenger RNA, 1483 nt
Organism: Cynoglossus semilaevis (tongue sole)
Lineage: Eukaryota; Metazoa; Chordata; Actinopteri; Pleuronectiformes; Cynoglossidae
Gene: eipr1
Product: EARP complex and GARP complex interacting protein 1
Exons: 9
Coding region: 134-1297 (387 amino acids)
Biological process (GO): protein ubiquitination
Molecular function (GO): protein binding
Source: RefSeq, a predicted model, not a curated record